Messenger RNA from Triticum urartu, 1794 nucleotides. RefSeq lists its product as uncharacterized. Gene Ontology annotation, molecular function: DNA-binding transcription factor activity; protein dimerization activity. Lineage: Eukaryota; Viridiplantae; Streptophyta; Magnoliopsida; Poales; Poaceae. The record is from RefSeq and is a predicted model, not a curated record. Gene Ontology annotation, biological process: regulation of DNA-templated transcription.
CACCAUAGCCAUAGGCCAUCUAUUCUUUGGCCUGCCUCUUUAUAAGAGCCUGCUUGCUUUCCCCUCCGGCCUGCAGCCUUUUGCUAGAGAGAGCACACCACACACACACACACGCUGCGCGCAGGGCCCUAAAAGUAGCUUCAACACUGCAGGCAUCUUGUCUUAUUGCGCCAUUAGCAUCUUCCUCCUCGAGUGAGCUAGCGUUUAAUGCGCGAAUGCUCCCUCUGUUGCUCCAAUAUAUCCACACACGAGCUAGCCUACCAUCACCACCACCAGCAGCAGCAGCAACAGCGGCAGAGUGCUCCCCUCUUCCUCAGCUUACUUGCGUCCCAUUAAUUAAAGUAGGUGGCAAGAUGGAUCCUGGCUUCUGCAACGACAUGAUCCUAAGCGAGAGCGCGUGGAACAGCGGCGGUGGAGACGGUGGCGCGGCCGGUGAUGUCGUUAAUGUUGUGGACGGGAGCGGCAUGACGGUGCUGGAGAGGCUGGUGCUGGACGAGGCGCUCGCGGCCGCGAUCAUGGAGCUGCAAGGCAUCCAGGUGCCGUGCGGAGGUGGCAAGCCGAUGGCCGGCGGCCUCGAGGCGGCCAGCCUCGCAUUCGGCGCUACGGGGACGGCACCCGUCACGCCUGCCUACGCUGAGGUUGACGGGGUUGUCUUGCAGCGACAGCAGCAUCAACAUCGCCAUCAGGGCGUGAUGGGGAUGCCUGUCGACUACGACCUCGUACCAGCAGCACGAGCUGUCACGUUGGCUACUGUACCUGCGGCACCUUCCUUCCCAAAAGGCGCGGCUGCCGGCGUCGUCGAUGCGGCGGCCUUUGACUCCGGCAAUAACGCGCUGACAUCGGCGGUAACAGCAGGGACGACGAGGCAGUGUGACGAAGCCAACGGUGGUGCCAAAAGGCAACUCCGGUCAAGUAGAAAGAGGAGGGCCGCCGAUGCACCAUGCCCGGCCGCCGACGGGCACCCGCAGUCGCAGGAGAACCCUCUCUGCAGCCUCCUCGCGUCCACCAACACCGGAGAUGGCGGCAUCCAGAUUGCGUUCAGCGGCGGCGGCGGUGCUGCGCCGUCCUCCAAGCGCACCAAGCCGUCGCUGAGCAGCACCUCGUCCAGCAUCAGCUUUGACGGCAGAAGUUCCGUCAACAACGGCUGCGACGACGUCCCCCGGUACGAACCGGACACGGAGGCCCUGGCGCAGGUGAAGGAGAUGAUCUAUCGCGCGGCGGCGAUGCGGCCGGUGAGCCUCGGCGUCGAGGAGGAAGACACCGGCGAGCGGCCAAGCAGGCGCAACGUGCGCAUCUCGUCCGACCCGCAGACGGUGGCGGCGCGCCAGCGGCGGGAGCGCAUCAGCGAGCGGCUGCGCGUGCUGCAGAAGCUCGUCCCGGGAGGCGCCAAGAUGGACACGGCCUCCAUGCUGGACGAGGCCGCCAACUACCUCCGCUUCCUCAAGUCGCAGAUCAGGGAGCUGCAAACCCUAGACCGCCGGAAUUACGGCGCUAAUGCCAUAUCGAACACAGGCAUGGCGCCACUGAUGAGCUACAACAACAUGCCGGCCUUCGCCUUCCCGGCGACAGGAGCCGGCGAAACCCUAGGAGGAGGAGGAGGAGAGGAGGCUUUCAUGAGCAGCCGGUUUAGAUAGAUUAUUGAUGAGGGACAUGCACGUACGCAAGUGUUUUCAUGUGUUGUGCCCAAUGUAAGACCAUGCAUCGAUCAGAAGAUAGAUCGAUCCAUCAUCAUUAGCUACUGAUUAGGGAUGAUCAUGUCGAUCGAUGAAAUUAAUCAUGAUGUCGUCGUCUUCA